Pedinophyceae sp. YPF-701 is the source of this 1935-nucleotide messenger RNA. The record is from the annotation of a GenBank genome assembly. NCBI's taxonomy places the organism in Eukaryota, Viridiplantae, Chlorophyta, Pedinophyceae.
AUGUUGGCGGCACUCGGCGCGCGCCACGACCUGGGCGACGACCUGCCGCGCGGAACAGCCUUGGCAGUGAAGACCUCGCAGCGCCUGCAAGGCCUCGACACCGCCGCCUUCUCCAACGUCACGUCUAUCACGAUUUCCGCGCCCGUGGCCGUGGUGCGCCCGCUCGAGCAGGGCAUCCCGCUGGACCGCAUGCAGCGGUGCGGGUGGCGCCCCGCGGCCCUCCGGGCCCUCACCCUCGAGCGCGUCAUGGUGUGGGCACACGCAGAGACGCUCCUGGAGCAGCUCUCGGUGAUCACGAACCUCCACACGCUCGCGAUCGUCAUGACGGUGCUCAUCACCGGCAACCCGUUGAACCUGAGUCAGGAGCUCGUGACCGGGCCAGAGGGGGGGGGGGCGCACAACCUCUCUGGCGCCUGGGGACGUGGCGGCGUCGAGCGCGCCCUGCUGCGGGCCAACGCGGCAGGGCUGCGGCGCCUUGUCAUCAACUCGGUCAUGCAGGAUUCGGCGUCGAGCGAGAGGGCCAGGGACAUCAUGCAGUGCAUCGCUUCGAUGCCGCGCCUGGAGUCGCUGUCGCUGGGCGCGCGCUGCUCGCGGAUGUUCGCCGCGCUCCCCACGACGAUGCCGCGCCUCACGGAGCUGCACCUGGACACGCCGCCGCGGUCGCGCGACGGAACGUCGCACGUGAAGCUCGCUCUCGCUUGCGUCAAGGCGGCACGGGAGACCCUCCGGCGGCUCGCCCUGACGAACGUGUGCGACUGGCCUGCGGAGGACGACUUCAAGGACGCCCUCGAGGUGUGCAGGGAGCUCGAAGCCCUGCGCCUGGUCGCGAACCCGGCGCCCGCAGUCAGGGCGCGGGUGGCGAGUCACGCAGUGACAGCAUGCUCAAGGGCGAAAAGUCUGCGGCGCCUGGUCCUACACAACAUCCUCGAGACCGACAAGGACGUGCUGCUGCUGGGGUCCCUGGGGAAGUUGGAGCAUCUCACCAUCCUCGACGCACACAGGGACCGCGCGCUCGAACAGAGCGCCCUGAAGCAUCUGCCCAGCUUUCCGCACCUCCAGGGGCUCAUGAUCAGCUGGGUCAACGGGCCAACGCCCCGCAUGGGGUGCCCGUGCGCGCACGACUUCGCUAUGGGCGCGGCCUCGGGCGACGUCGACGCCGCACCUCCCCGCGUCGAGCUGCCGUCCGACCUCGUGGCGAAGGUUCCGGCUCUGCGCGAGCUCAUCGUUCCGCACGCGCACCUCACGGUGGCAACGGCGGCGCAGCUGCGCACCUUGCCCCACCUGCGCACCCUCUCCGUCGCGGGCACGACGGACGGAACUUGCGAGGAGACGUGGCAGCUGGUGGCGCGAUGCCCGAGGCUGCGCACCCUGCGUCUCUCGCUGCCGCCCGGACUCGGCGGACCCAGCAUGCCAACAGAUCCCCCUCCUGCUGACGCCGGGGGGGACUCUCUGCGUGCGGCUGCCGCCGCGAAAGCGCUCGGGUCCGCUCCGUCGCUGCGUCGCCUGGAGGUGGUCGUGCCGUGGCUGUACACGGAGUUGGCGGAGGAGUUGGGUCGCCUGCCGAAGCUGACACACUUAGCGCUGCUGUGCGUGGACUUGCUCGGCGCGCGCGGUGGGCCGGGGACGCCUCGGCUCGCGGCGUCGGAGGAGGCGCUGGGCAGGUGCUUGGACGCGCUCGCCGGGAUCGACAGCCUGGAGCUGACCCUGCGCGUGAGGCAAUUUGCCAAGCCAACCAACCCCCCAUGGGCGCUGGAGUCCGAGCUCACGAACGACUCGUACUUCGGGCCGCGCGACCAUGCGGCGACCGCGCCCAGCGCUGAAGAGAUGAUCUGUCCAGAGAUGAUGCAGGUCGUCCGCGAGGCCUUCCGCACUCAGCGCGAGGCCGGGCGCCAGUGGGCGGUCGGCACCCUGGCGUGGAGCGCGAAGAGCGUGUAG